Diabrotica balteata is the source of this 6680-nucleotide messenger RNA. The record is from the annotation of a GenBank genome assembly. Lineage: Eukaryota; Metazoa; Arthropoda; Insecta; Coleoptera; Chrysomelidae.
AUGGGUAAAAGUUUACAAGCUCCCUUUUUGGAUGUUAACCAGCGUAUAAUAAAAAGAAAUAAAAAAGAUACUUGCAAAAGAAAAUCUUCUAUUGAUAUACGAGAACCUUUACAUAAAAUUCAGAAAUUGCAUAAGGCACAUAAAAAGCGAGGAUACUUCAGUGCACAUAAAGAAGUUUGCAAUGAAACUGUGUAUACAGAUAGGUUAUUAGGUACAAAUCAUGUUGUAUUAAAAACAAUAGAGCAGAUGUCCUACGAUUUAUUUUUGGGAGAUGAACUUAAGAAUAAUUAUUCAGCUUUUACUUUUAAAGAUUUUUAUUUCCACAUACUUGACGAAAUUGCAUUGGAAGGGUUAGAUGGAAUUACAAUAGAAGCAUUUUGGAAGAGAUUGGAAAUAGCUUUAGAUGGUCCUUUUCGUAUUGAUAAGAAUAUUGAAAACUUUAUAUGGCAGCAAAUUAUUCAAAAAACAAACUCUUUGGAGUUUUUUGAGUUGCCAGAAGCAAGGAACGAAUUGGAGAUAUACAAUCCAUUUGAUUUUAUGCACACAGAUAUUGGUGUAGUCAUGGAAGUGGCCUAUGAAUUACCUGAUAUUUAUCCAGUAGCACCUGUAAAUUCGCUAUUAACAUUAGGUUCUUGUUCUACAUUUAAUGAGAGAGAAAAUAUCAGUGAUGUUGUUAAGGAUUUGAGUUUAGAUGAAGUCCAAGAAAAAUAUGGCCGGAAGUUGGUGAUUGUAGCUGAUCAAAAACAUAGGAUUAAAGCCCUUUGUGGGGAUCUAAUCGAUCCAUGUAUAGAUUUCUUAAAUGCAGAAUAUUGCAUUUUAGAAAGAAUAGGUAGAUCUAGAAGACUAGGAGAACUUACUCAAGGAAACGUUUCCAUAUCUUGUGCCUUUAAAAUGGACCCGAAAACUCUAUAUCACUACAAGAAACAACUCUAUUGUUCCGAUCUUAUUUCAAAACAAUUUUUCGUUAUUAAAUCUGCAGUUUUAGAUCAGAAUAAAUCCGGAAGUUUAUUACACUUGCGUAGAUUUCAUAGCAGCGUAAGAUCACGACUGAAUUGCGUUGCUAAUCAAAUUGUAAAUGUAUUAAAAAAUCAACCUGGUUAUAAAAUCACAAACAAAAAAUUAAGCGCAAUAUUCGCCGAUAAUUUACAACCAGUGAGAAAAUUACUUAAAACCCCAGAAUUUAAGAAGUUUGUCAAACUAAAGGUAUACCCCUACCGAUCAUUUUAUCCAAAUGCACAUUCUUCAGAAUAUUUAAAGAAGAACAACGGACAAGAAAAGACUAUAAAUGUAUAUGAAUUGGUAGAUCCUUAUAUAAAUGUUGCAGCUUGCUGGAAAAUGGAUGACCGCGAAGAUUCUGACGCAGAAGAUGAAUCAGAGGAAGAACUUUCUGGUAGCAAAAUAUAUAAUGCGGAUAUGCUGCGUGACAUCUAUUACCGAAUCCAUUCGUCAGGAGAAAAAGGAUGUUCAUCACUCGAAAUCAGAAAGCUUGUAGGAAUAGACAAGAAUACAACGCGAAUGACGUUAAAAAAACUGGUGCAGAGAAAAGUCAUCGAUUUUAGUAAGUUAGACGAAGGAAAGCAGAGAAAAUUUGUGUACAAAGCAAUGUCACUAAAGCCUGAGCCUUCCGCGUCAGAUAACUCUGUUAGUGUGAGGGAUACGGUGAAGGUAUCAUCCAUAAAAGCUAAAAUGAUAGAAAGACAAAAAGCAGCGCUAGCUAAACAAAAGCAAGAAAAGUUAAAUGAACCACAAAAGAAUACACAAAAAGUCACAAUAGUUACAAACAAUUUUUUGCGGGUUGAAAAGCCACAAUAUAUUGAUUGCAGAUUUUUAAUUAAUAGAGAAAUUGAUCUUACUGAACCCAGCAGUAAAAUUCCUUUAUUGAAUAUAGAAUUAAUUAAGACAUAUUCCAUAAAUUUAACUUAUAUAUCCCUAAAUUAUAAUUAUUUAUUCAAUAUUAACGACAUUUUGAAAGAUAUAGUUUCCUGCGUAAGAUCUACAGAAGUUAAAACUAAUUUUACAGACUUUUAUGUUAAAAAAUAUGAUUUUGAUGUCAAUAUUAAGCGUCUCCUAUUAAGGGCAGCUCUGGGAGAGAAAGGAGUGAUACAGCAAUUGUCGAAUAGUAAACCAGACGAGGAAAGGACAACUUUUCCAGAGUUAGUUCAAAGCAAAAGUAAUUCAAGGUCUUCAGAGAAGUUAAACUAUAUGGGACCGAAUCCAACUAUCGUUUUUCACGAGGAAGAUCGUGGAGUAAAGACGGAAUUUUUACUUUCCACUACUCCUUCGGAGUAUAACUUAGCAACAUCGUAUUCUGUUACUGAUAAUUCAUUUACAGAACGAGUUCUGCAACGCAUUAAUAUUAUUUUGAAUUUAGUUAACAAAAUGGGAAUAAUCAUAGACAUUUAUACGUUACAGAAAUUAAUGAUGGACGAAGAAGUAAAACUCGAGAUAAAAGGAAAAAUUGACAGAAAAUCACUUCUAAGAAUACUAAAACGGCUAGUGUCGGAAGGAUAUAUCAAAAUCUAUAAGGUAACACUAAACAAUAAUACAAUUACCAAAACCGUUAUUUUCGUCUGUCAUCCGACCAUCAAUUACGAUUGCGAUGAUAUCCAAACAGCUUGUCAACAAAUUAAGUGGAAAUACUUUUUGAGCGUCGCCAAGAAAAACGUGAGACCACAUGUUCCAACUCUUCAAAAAAAGAUCGAGGAAAAAUUAUCAUCUUCUCCUUUUUCGAAAUCGGACGUCAUGAAUAGUAUCAAUGAGAUGAAAAUACUAAAUAAGACUAUGAUAAAAGAAAUUAACAGGAAAUUUAACAUUCAGAUAGGAAGAGUGUAUGGAGCUAAACCAAAAUUUACGAGAAUGAGAAUUAUGCACGAAUUCCUGUUCUAUGUAAUAUACGAUUGUCACCCACCGUUAACGUACGAGAGACCUAUGGAAAAUGAUCAGAUCGAGACACUUUUCAAAAGUUACAGAAUAGCGAUAUCCGAAAAAGAUUUGGAGGAAUUACCGAAGAUAUAUCGCCACGAAAUUAGUUGGAAAAUGUUUAUACCGCCUCUUCCUAACCAUUUGGAAUGGCCCGCUGGUUGGGCUUUAAUGUGCGACAUAAUAUUGAGAUUUCCGGUUUGUGUUCUCUUAAAGAUUCACAAUUGUAGUUACGAAGAUACUGAUCUGUUAGAGACGCUUAAUCAUCCGAUAAAAAGAUUCUAUUUGGUAAAAGAUUUGUCAGAAAAAGUCCGGAAGACCAUUCUUUUUAAACGAAAAUAUCUGCAAAACAUUUAUGACACUAUCAAUCGUUUAGUAUUCUGUGGACUGGUUCAAUUUGGACCUCAGAAGUCAAAAGAAAAAGAUCAAAUGUUUAUUUAUAUGAACCGCAGAGCGUCCUUAUGGGACACAACUAACAGUGAACCCGGAUAUAAUGAAAUCGAGGAUAAGAGUUAUCCUACCAUUCCUUUUUAUUUUGGGUUAUCCUCGGAUAUUGAAGAUUAUUGGCAACAAUUAAGUAGAAUAAGUAUGAAUACGAAGUUGGGAACUAGAGAAGUUGGAAAACUUGUGACACUUAGUUAUAUUAAUACAAAGCCCCAACUUUUUGAAUGUAUUAAAUCCAGAUCACCCAAGGAGGCUUUAGACCAUGAUAAUGGAUCUAUACCUGGCGAUCAGAAGGGUGCAGCAGGUUUGGAUUCCGCCAUGUGGGCUCAUUUAGUAAGAAAUUGGUUUUAUACCAAAGGAACAACAGGAAAUUCUUUAUAUAGUGAUUUAAAACAUGAUUUAUUAAAAGACGUAUCAUCACAGUUUGUAUCUUUUAAGGACCUUCAUACCAAAAACGUUAAAUACUAUCUACCUCAAGUAACGAAAGAGAAAUCAACUCCAAGUAGAAGCGGGAAAAAAUUUGUACAGUUCAAAAGUAGCCGUAAAGCUACCAUAAAAAGAACGAUUCAAAAACGCAAAACAAAAGAUAAGAAAAGAGAAUACAAUGAUAGUAUUGACCGAAAAAUUCUAAAAAAAAUGCAAGGUGCGAAAGUAAAAUGGUCAAAGGCAGAAGACGACAUUUUGUAUUUGGCCAAGGUUAUAGAUAUAUUUUUAAACAGUGACAAGGUUUACAGGAAGCAAAUUGUACCUCUUACUGUUAUUCGGGAUAUUUUGCACAGGGUUUCUCCAGAAAGUAGAUAUAAAACUUCAAGAUCAAUUCAGCGUCGAUGGAACAAAAGAUCGCAUAGAGGAUUAUACAAAGUAUUGGAAGAAAACUGCAUGAAUUUAUUAAAAAUUAAGCCAAUUAAUAAUACAUUCGGACCAUUGAUUAACAAACUCGGUACAUACGAUCAAAAAACUAUGAAAAUUUUUAAACUGAGCGAAGACCAAAUUUCUGCCGCGUACGUAAUUUUGGCAUCCUAUAUCAUGAAUAAUCGAAAAAAAGUCCACGAUGUUUUACAAGGAAAUUUAAUAGCUGAAGAUUAUCUAUCCAAAGAAAAUUUACUUAGCACUGAAAACAGCUUAAUCGAUGCAAAAAAGAACGAGAAAAAAUAUGAAGACCCAAAGACACCAGAUGACAUAAGAAGGGAUGUUUUAAAAUCAGUUAUACACAGUUCGCUUUGUUCCAAAGAUGGAACAGUCAACCUAACACAUAGAGUUUUGAAAAUUUACCAAAACUAUACAGACUCCCUACUCAGAGAAGCCAUUCAAGAACUCAGAGAAAGCAACACCAUCAGUUGUAGGAAAUGGAAAGACCGGAAAACAAAAAUCUGGGAUACCCCAUUUGCGCUGUCUCAAUACUACGUUUUCUACCAGUACUGUACGUUUAGUAAAAAAACAGCACAAGAAGCUGGCACUACGUUGUUUUCUAUUAUUCGAGAUAAAGGAAAAAAUUUUAAUUUGGAUGAUCGAAUACCGAAAAAAAGGUACGGGCAGCUGUUGGGGGUGAACGAGUUAUUUUCUUUUAGUAAUACAAUAACAUUCUUAUUUUAUUUGCCACAUAAUACGGUUAUACUUAACCCAGAAAUUGAGAAUCACGACGAACUGGCCAAUGAAUUGGCGCUUAGAUAUCAAUUGAUAUUGAAGUCGCUACAGAAUUCCUUGAAUGAGAAUGAAAUUGAUUUAGAAGACGAUAACGAUACAUUUAGAUCUAAAUCAACUCAAGAACUAGAGGAAGAUAAUCAAGCCGAUGAUUCCAGCGAACAAAGACGGUGUGACCAAAUAGAUUCACAAGAUACUCAAUCUAACCUAGAUCUAACCAUUGACCCCGGAAAUAACGAAACCAUAGACCGUUUAAAGACUUGGAUCACCGAUCGUGUACAAACGGACAUUGAAAGGCGAAGUCCUAGUCCAGAGUUUAUGGACAAAGAGGUUUUCACUGAAUAUAGCGAUCCUUAUUCCGAUUUGGGUAAAACUACGAAUAAUACACAAGACAAAGUUGAGGUGAGAAAAACUAGCUACAGUGAACGAUCCUCGAAGCAAAUUCCUACGGUAGAAGAAAUUAAAGAAGGUAUGCUCAAACUUACCACUAACAACGAGGAAAGAACUAUUCCUUACAUAACGGAGCUUAGCCAUUUAUUAAAAGAAAACUUCAGCGAACUAAAAACAACUGCCGACCUCAGCAGAUUGAAAAAUCAUUUCAUCACCGAAUAUAUAAAAUUAAAUGAGAUUACUUUUAAUGAUGACGAUUUUGAAAAGCUAAAAAAUCAUAGCAUAAUUAAAGAGCUGGAAGGAUCGGAGAGAUACAGCCAACUUUGGAAUAAAAUAGAAAGUAAAAUAAUCGUCAGAGAUUUUUUAAGAAUGCCCAAAUUUGAACAGUUGAUAUUAAACGAUGGAGGAAACGAAUUUGAUAUUGCAUUGGCGUCCGAUAUUAUACAGUUUGCAUCAUCUAAAACAUUUUUUGGUGUAACGGGCGCCGAAUUAAAGGCAAAUUUCUUACAUCGUGAAGAAAACUGUUCCUUGAUAAACAUAAUCAAAAUUUUAAUCAAAGCUGGGAUACUGCUUCAAACAGGUACCUGUACUCUAAUAUUUGUACACUACUCGUAUCAGUACAUAUGGGUAGUUGAACAGAAUUUUUCCAGUGCCAGUUCUUCUCUUAAUACAGAAACAGCUGACCAAAGAAAAGCUCUAUCUAGUAUGAUAAUAAUGCCGUGGGUGAAGGUAAAUGGCACACUUAAUAGAGUGAUGUUAAAAACAUGGGCAUGCAAUGUAUUGUCUUACUGUCUGGAUUACCCUAAAGUGCCGUUUUCAAAAGUCUGCGAUAAAUUUCGUUAUAUAAAACCAGUUGAUUUAUAUUUUAUUGUGCAGAUUUUAGAAGAGAUUGGUUGUAUUGAAGUAUUCAUAUACGAAAUAGAAGAGGAAUAUAUAUUUUCAGAAUGGAGGAAAACUUCCGAAAGACCUGCUACAUUUCUAGAUAACAUAGAAGACUUGAUAAUUCAGCCCAACAAUGUUUCUAUGACGCGCCUUGGGUCGUUUUACAAUGAAGAAUGAACACAGAUGUAAAUAGUAUUUAUUUUAAUUGUUUUGUACAGUAUUUUUAUAAUAAAAAAUAAAACCUAAUAUUAAAUGAGAUUGUCAUUUUUAAUACUAAGUGGUACAAGAGUUUCCCAAUUGUUUAAAUAAAACAUAAAAAGUGAGGUUAUUUAAAAAGAGAUAUAAUUUCUCAACAGCUUACAAGUUUACUUCAUUCAGACACAUUUGUAAACAAUAACAAAGAG